Molecule: messenger RNA, 345 nt
Organism: Hydatigera taeniaeformis
Lineage: Eukaryota; Metazoa; Platyhelminthes; Cestoda; Cyclophyllidea; Taeniidae
Source: the annotation of a GenBank genome assembly
CUGGGAGCUGCAUUUUCGGGCGGUUUUCUUCUACCCACAAUAAUCACCUUCCUUUACACCAAAGUCCCCAAAUCUGAGGUGAUACGCAAUGCUUGGAGUUGUGUGCAGGAGAUUGACAAUCCCCUCAUUCCCUGGCCUGAGGUUUUCACUCGUGAGAAGAAGCCCGCCUUGUCGGAGGUACGCAGAGCUCUAGCAUCACUGCGUCAUCUAACGUGGAUGCUGGUCACUUUUAAUUUCAUCGUAUACCUCGGCUUCUGGCAGAUACCGGGACAUGCAAUACAAAAGCUCAACUUUGGCUGGUUCCUCUACUACGUAGGCGCUUUUGUUAUGCAUGAGAUAUCCUAA